AUGCACGCUGCCACUUACGUCGCCAUCGCCGCUGUCGCCGCCGGCUCUGUCGCCGCCGUCUCCCCCAUCACCCCCGCUUCCCUCGUCCAGUGUCAACCCGCCCAGCUUUCUUGGACUGACGGUACCGGCCCCUUCAUUAUUGCCGCCAUCCCCGGUGGUGAGGUCUCUGCUGCUGCCAUCGAGACCAUUGCCGACUCUCAGGCUUCCAGCCCCUUGACCUGGACCGUCAACCUUGCCUCUGGCACCAACAUCACACUCAGGAUCACCGACUCUACCGGUACCAUCGGCUACUCUUCCCCCGUCGUCAUCCAGGCCGGUUCUUCCGACUCUUGUUUGAACGCCACCGCUUCUACCAGCGGUCUCUCUUCUGCUUCCGUGUCUAGCACCGGCUCCAGCUCUGACACCGGCGCUGCCGGUGGUGCCGCCGCUACCACCGCCUCCGACUCUGCCUCUUCCGCGUCUUCUUCUGCGGGCAGCUCUUCUGCGUCUUCUACCGCCGCGUCUUCCUCCGCCUCUUCUUCUGCCACUUCCGCUGCCUCCGCUGCGUCUUCCGCCACCUCUGCUGCCUCUUCCAGCGCUGCCGGUGCCGAUUCUGCUUCUUCCGGUGCCUUUGCCAACGCCGUUGUCGGUAUCCCCGCCCUCGCCGCUGGUGUUUUCGCCGGUGUUCUCGCCUUCCUCUAA
Messenger RNA from Cryptococcus wingfieldii CBS 7118, 681 nucleotides. RefSeq lists its product as hypothetical. The record is from RefSeq and is a predicted model, not a curated record. Bases 1 to 681 code for a protein of 226 amino acids. The transcript has 6 exons. NCBI's taxonomy places the organism in Eukaryota, Fungi, Basidiomycota, Tremellomycetes, Tremellales, Cryptococcaceae.